This is a messenger RNA of Penicillium digitatum Pd1, 1197 nucleotides long. RefSeq names its product putative GPI anchored cell wall protein. NCBI's taxonomy places the organism in Eukaryota, Fungi, Ascomycota, Eurotiomycetes, Eurotiales, Aspergillaceae. The record is from RefSeq and is a predicted model, not a curated record.
AUGAUGAAGAAUUUCAUCACUAUUGCUGCCUUCGCUGCUGGCACAAACGCCCGCGUUAGCCGCAAUAACAGCUGCUGCUUCCACCUCACCUCUUCUGGUGGUGCCUCAGGCAAGCUUGGGCAGCUAAGUGACGGCCAGAACCGCAUUGGCGACAACAGCCUGUCGGCUGCUCAAUACUGCAUCGAUUCUGAGGGUGCUAUCACCGACUCCAAGGGCCGUGGUUGUAUUCUCACCCCUCCCACUACUCAGUUACAGUGUGACGAGGGUGUUUCUCCAACACCCGGCUUCUCUCUAAGCUCUCAGGGUGAGCUCGAGUACCACGGCAGCAAGGACUUCGUUGCCUGUGCUACGGGACAGAACGGCGGUCUGAAUGUCUACACUACCCCCACUAAAUCAGAUGUCACCGGUUGCGUUAACGUGAAGUUGACUGCGGACUCCUGCUCAAGCUCUGGCUCUGCCCCUGUUCCCUCGGUCCCCAUUGAGUCUCCUCUCCCCGGCUCUCCUGUUACUGUGGUGAGCACCAUUAGUGCCACUGCCCUCGGUGGUGGCGGUGGUACCGGUAGUAGUUCAAUCGAGCAGCCCUCAUCUUCUGCUAGUGUGCCUAACCCAUCAGGUGGCGGUAGUGGCUCACAGCCCAGCGGUUCUGCCAGCUCUGAUUUUACCACUCCUCCAACCACGGAGCCUUCCAGCAACGCCUGCCCUACCAUCCUCGCCACUGGUAGCUACGAGUAUCCCCACCUGAUUGUCCCUGUUGACUCCUCCUCGCCUAACACUGCGGCUGGUACUUCCUAUAAUGGCACCGUCAGCUCCACUAUCUCGAGCGCGUUCAACUUCGAUAUUCCCUCAUCGGACUCGGGCAAGAUUUGCAGUCUGGUCUUCCUCUUUCCCGAGCUGCAGGACCUCGAGACUUCGUCAUUUAGCUUCACCGGUGACGGCAAGAUUGACUUCGCCAAGCUCUCUUCCGCUGUGGAUAAGUCCACCACCUUCAACAACCUGCCUUCCGUAUCCCAGGACCUUGGCAGUAUCACCAUGUCUCCCGGCAACUCGUACAUUAUCUCCACCUUUUCUUGUCCCGCCGGUGAGACGGUGGCAUACGAGAUGAAAAACUCUGGCAGCACCGACCUGAACUUCUUUGAGGACUACAAUCCUUCUCCGUAUGUUCUCUUUUCUCCUAUUUCCUACCCGGACACCAGUUAA